AUGGCAGGAAAUAACGUUGUGUGGCAGCCCCAGGUGGUGGAGGACAUGUUACGGUACUACAAAGAGAAGAUACAAGCUGAGGGAAGGCUAAUGGUUUUUCGUGAGAUACAUCAUGGGGAGUGCGCAAAACAAAUUAAUGCAAAGUAUCACACAAAUUUCACUCAGCGACAAGUUUACCACAAGUAUCAUAAGCUGAAAGGUCAAUGGAAGGUUAUUCUGCAAGCAAAGAAUUUAAGCGGAGCAAACUUUGAUGAUGUUAAGAAAAUGAUACUUUAUGAUGAAACAGAGGUUGUCAGGAUGCAGAAUGACUAA
Miscanthus lutarioriparius is the source of this 312-nucleotide messenger RNA. NCBI's taxonomy places the organism in Eukaryota, Viridiplantae, Streptophyta, Magnoliopsida, Poales, Poaceae. The record is from the annotation of a GenBank genome assembly.